Molecule: messenger RNA, 3870 nt
Organism: Mauremys reevesii (Reeves's turtle)
Lineage: Eukaryota; Metazoa; Chordata; Testudines; Geoemydidae
Gene: PRKACB
Product: protein kinase cAMP-activated catalytic subunit beta
Exons: 10
Coding region: 259-1314 (351 amino acids)
Biological process (GO): peptidyl-serine phosphorylation
Cellular component (GO): nucleus; cAMP-dependent protein kinase complex
Molecular function (GO): ATP binding; cAMP-dependent protein kinase activity
Source: RefSeq, a predicted model, not a curated record
AGGACAGCGGCGAGCGGGCCGUGGAGCACGGAGGAGGCGCCGCCUCGGCCGUCAUUUCCGCCGUGUGUUUGAGUGGGGGCGGGGGGGCAGAGCGCUCUCCUCCUCCUCCUCCUCCGCGGCGGCCGGAGACACAGACCCAGCGCGGGGUGAGGGAGGGGAGGCAGCCGAGCCAGCCGCAGCGCCCGCGGGCGGAGCCGCCAGACACCCCCCUCCCGCCGGAGCGACACCGCACCCUCCCCCCAUCGCCCGGGCCCGGCCAUGGGGAACGCAGCCACCGCCAAGAAGGGCAACGAGAUCGAGAGCGUGAAAGAGUUCCUAGCCAAAGCCAAAGAAGAUUUCUUAAGAAAAUGGGAAAGCCCCCCUCAGAAUACUGCUGGCCUAGAUGAUUUUGAGAGACAAAAAACCCUUGGAACAGGAUCAUUUGGGCGAGUUAUGUUGGUGAAAUAUAAAUCCACAGAACAGUAUUAUGCUAUGAAGAUACUGGAUAAACAGAAGGUUGUCAAACUGAAGCAAAUAGAACACACGCUGAAUGAAAAGAGAAUAUUGCAAGCAGUGAACUUUCCUUUCCUCGUGAGACUGGAGUAUUCUUUUAAGGACAAUUCUAAUUUAUACAUGAUUAUGGAAUAUGUCCCUGGUGGUGAAAUGUUCUCACAUCUAAGAAGAAUUGGAAGAUUCAGUGAACCACAUGCACGGUUUUAUGCAGCUCAAAUAGUGCUAACAUUUGAGUACCUCCAUUCACUAGACCUCAUCUACCGAGAUCUAAAGCCUGAAAAUCUUUUAAUUGACCAGCAAGGAUAUAUCCAGGUCACAGACUUCGGGUUUGCAAAAAGAGUAAAAGGAAGGACUUGGACGUUAUGUGGAACUCCAGAAUACUUGGCUCCUGAAAUAAUUCUCAGCAAGGGCUACAACAAAGCAGUGGACUGGUGGGCAUUAGGAGUGUUAAUCUAUGAAAUGGCCGCUGGAUAUCCUCCAUUCUUUGCAGAUCAACCAAUUCAAAUUUAUGAAAAGAUAGUUUCUGGAAAGGUACGGUUCCCAUCACACUUCAGUUCAGACCUGAAGGACCUACUAAGAAAUUUACUCCAGGUAGACUUGACCAAACGAUAUGGAAAUCUAAAGAAUGGUGUAAAUGACAUAAAGAACCACAAGUGGUUUGCUACAACAGAUUGGAUUGCCAUUUAUCAGAGAAAGGUAGAAGCUCCAUUUAUACCAAAGUGCAGAGGACCUGGAGAUACCAGCAACUUUGAUGACUAUGAAGAAGAAGAUAUUCGUGUGUCUCUAACAGAGAAAUGUGCAAAAGAAUUUGCUGAUUUUUAGUAUGUGUAAGAGGACAAGAUGACAUCAGGACUUACAUUGGGAUCUUUGCACUCUAUUAACUGAUGAGGUGAAGCUGAGACAGUCAUAUGUCAAAACAGUUACCUAGUUACUUCAUUCCACAAAGCUGACUGAGGUCUUUAUUGCCAUCUUCCAUGUGUGCAGUUUGCACCAACCCUUAUGACUAGGCACAAUUAAGCAAGCACUGUUUUGCUGUAUCACAGAAUACUAGACCACUUUCCUACUUAUCUUUGGUUUCUGUCGUUUCAUUUGUUUCUGUGUAAUGUUCAGUUCCCCCUUUUAAAAUGAAGUAGAGUUUUUUACCCAAGAAUGCUCCAUUUUAUUUUGAAUAAUAUAUUUGUGUGAGUGAAAUGGAAGGUGUUGCGGCUACUGUGAUUUAGACUGAAGUGAAAGAUAAGUGUUGCUUCUAGUCUGUGCCAGCCAAUACUUCUUGUCUGUCUUGUAUCUGAGACUACAGUUGAUUAUAUAUAUAUAUAUUUUUUUUUGGUAGCUCAGACUAAAUCUAGCCAACAUUUUUAGCAUUUUUGAAGGUAGUAUUUAUCGCCACAUAAGUCUAUGCGAAAUUAACUUAAAAACAUUACUUCUUGGAGCCUGACCAAAAUUAGCAUAAAUUGGACAGCUUAAGUAGGGGACAGUAGCUAGACCCUGUGUCUUGGUUUUCUACAUACCUGCAGUUCUCUUCACUGCCUCCUUCCUUUGUAUUCCUCAGCUGGGCAGUAGGUAAAUAUGCCAUAACCUGACUGUGCCAUGGGAAGUACACAAUCUCAUUGAGCAGGAACAUUCCACCAGGUCCCAGACCAUAUUUAACCAAGUAAAUUAUCAGCAUUUCAGUCGGUAGGUAUUAAAUGGGUUUUUAACACCAUAAACCCUAAACUCGUAAAAGAAGUUUUGGUCAGUAUUGUAACAGAAUAUGGCUAACUAAAAAAAAGUCAAUGUUGUGUCUCCUAAAGUAUUCCUAGUUUAAUACCCUUUUUUAAACUUAAGGCAUUGGUUUAAAAACCAAAAUCAACAAGUGCUCUGCCAUUAGCUAUGAGGAAACAAGUGGAUUUAGCAAAUCCGAAGUAAUAUGGAUGCAUUGCUAGAUUAAUACAGACUUUUUGUUUUGUUUUGUUAGCUGUUAAAAUAAAAGAGGUUAUUGCCAAGUUUUUAUUCUGGUAUACUAUAUUAGUAAACUGAGGAUGGAGAACUGCUAUGAUCAUUUGAUUUUUAAUUACAGUGCUUCAUUCAUGUGUAAAAGAGACAUAGUUAAAAACUGCCACAGUUGUUUUCUUAGUUACGUUGCAUCUUCAUUUCUAACCUACUUCCUUUCAAUGAAACAGAAUGUAUGAUCACACAGAUGUAAGAAUUUGGGCUUGUAUACUCUCACCAACUGACUUAAGAUACUGCUGCCAUGUACUAGCUUUUGGCACUUUUACACAUUUAUUUCAGUGUUUAUUAAUAAUCAGUCGCUCAGCACAUUAUUUUUUGCUUUUAAACUUAUCCAUACUAUUUUUAUUUGUGCACUUGAUUCUGGAUAUCUCAGUGACCUGUCCUUAAAACAGCACAUCUAAACAGUUUAAAAUAAACUAGGCUCAUAUUUUAUGAUCAAUUUACAUGCAUACAAGGAUGACUCGUUUUUAUUAAAACUGAUCUAUAUUGAUACAUAGCUAUUGUAUUUGUUUGAAUGUCAGUGCAGAUGAACCAUUGACAUUACAUCCUUUUAAUCUGUAUGACACUCCUUUAAGAAAAGCCUUUGUAGACAUUUUACAAACCAGUAUGAGCUGUACCAUCCAACAUUCUGUAUGUCUUUAGGUUGUCAAGCAUUUUUGCACAACGUCAUUAGGAGGUUGACACUGAUUGCAGCCUUUGUCCACCCAAAUUUACAUAUGUACAAGAAAAGUAUAAGAUACUUUGCUGUAGCAAAUUUUAUGUAAUAAAAAUAUAUCAUCACAUUAAUAAAUUAAAGAAAAACUCUUUGUAUAAAAAAUGUUAAAAUCUUUUGUAUUUCAUUUAGACUGAGGACAUGCUGUUGUAUGCUAGCUGUAUGCGAUAAAUUCUACAGUAACUUUGUUGUCGUUUAUGAACUUUAAAAGAUUUUAAUAAAUGCUGGAGAUCACAGUUUGAUUGUUUAUUAUUUUAAUUUCAGUCAUUUAUAACCUAAUAUGGUUCAGAGAUUUUUCUAUUCUGUGAAGUACAGUGAUCAUUCACCCUGGAUGUACAGUAAAACAGAGGAAUCUAGGGCAUUGAUUCUAACAUGUCUAUUUGAUAUCCAGAUUAAACUCUAGAUGGGCAUAAAUUGAAGUGGCCUCUUAAUAAUUCCAUGAUAAUAUGCUAUUUCUGAAUUGUAUCAACAAGCAGUUAACUAUGGGAAGUAAAAUACAUUUCCAACUAGGCAUAAUAAACGUCAGUAAGGAAAUGAGACUUUAUUUGGGGGUGUGGGGGAGGAGAAGGAGCAUAGUUUCCAUGGCAUUAGUGAGUACAUAUGACAAUGUGAAUAUUAUGCAAUCCUCUCCUUUAAACAGAGCCAUAAAAAUAUAACCACAAGAAUAUCAUGAUACU